AUGAGAGGACAGGUGUUGUACCUGAGGGAACCACUCAAGGCUAGAACUGGCCGAGAGCUGGUGGGGUGGGGUACCAGUGCGACGGCGAGCCCUGGGCGGUGGCAACCUUCCAGCAGCCCAGCUGACCCUCUGUGCCUAACCCAGGCCCCCAAGGGCCACAUUAGCGGCCUGCCCACGACCUCCGGCGGCAAGUGCUUCCAGCUCUGGGCCCUCGGACUCUUCUGCACCGAGCGCCACCUGGCCAAGCGCCUGAAGAACAACAGCUUCUACCCGUUCACACAACAGCAGCCCAAUGUCUUCGUGCUCGAGUACUACCUGGACACACUGUGGAAGGGGGCGCUGCUCUUCGUCGUCUGCCUCUUCCUCGUCAGCUUCGGCCUUGUGAGCCAGGUGCUGAAGCAGGAGACGUGGGGCUUCCCGGCGUGCGGCGUGGGCGUUGGCCUGUGGCUCAUGAUUUCGUCUUUGCCGCGGCGCCGCCUGGUGCUGAACCACACGCGUGGCACAUACCACUUCUCCAUCCAGGGCCGCACCGUGUGUCAGGGCCCUAUGCACCUGGUCUACGUGCGCCUGGCGCUUAGUUCUGACGGAAAGAUCGAGGAGCUGCUGGAACUGCUUUAG
Molecule: messenger RNA, 618 nt
Organism: Leptonychotes weddellii (Weddell seal)
Lineage: Eukaryota; Metazoa; Chordata; Mammalia; Carnivora; Phocidae
Source: RefSeq, a predicted model, not a curated record